CAAGGAUUUUAUAUACAAUAAUCUGACUCCAUCGAGGACAAUACUAACAAAUAUCGUCUUAGACAACAUUGAUAAAUACAAACGAAUUUAAAUCUUUAGUUUAUUUUAUACACGACUUUCAACUAAAGAUUUCUUUCUAUAAAAAAAGAAAACGAUAACUUAAUAGCGAAACAAUGAUUGGAUACACAACAGCGUUGUUUGCUUUGGUCGCCGGAACUUUGGUCAUUGCUGGCCACGACGAACUCGUGCAAUGCACACCGGGUGUAUAUCAGAUCAUCGGAAAGGCCGACUGUACGGGCUUCUUCAUGUGCGUGUUUGGGAAAAAAGUCGAGAUGCCGCCUUGUCCUGCUAGCUCGGUGUUUAGCUCCAGCGCUAACGUUUGUGUUCCCAAAGGUUCAAUGUAUGAUGACUGCAAGAAAACAACAGAAGGAGGCGGAGGUCACAUGCCAGUGCUGCCCGACCUAGGAUCUCUUAGUCCAAAGGAACGAUGCAAAAUGUUUGGAGGCGUGUUUCCCCACCCCACGGAAUGUCAAGUCUUCUACAACUGCAGUGUUAGUUAUACACACGCGUUCUUCGAGCAACACCUUGUUGAAUGUCCCUACCCUCAACUUUUCAACACCGACACCAAACAGUGUGACCAUUUUGAGAAUGUAAAAUGUGGAAGCAGGACAGAGUUCAAGGAUGGAUAUAAGUUGACUGUCAAUUUCGUCUGAAAUAUUGAAAUUCAAUAGUCAUAAUGCAUUAGUCAUAACACCAGCAAAUUACAAAUAUUUAUGUAACUCUAAUCUGUCUGCAUAUACUAGCUAACUCGCAGAAGCAGAAACAUAACUUGUAUUUUGUUGUUCUUCAGGCCAAUACAGAUCCAACCAGUGUCCCGUUUCCCACUGUAGACCCUGCAGUGUCGACCUCCCAAGCUGUGUAGGCAAACCUGACGGAAUAAAUGUUCACCAAGUCAAACUUUGGAGUCCAUUCUACGCCGUAUGCUACAAAGAACGCACGAUCAAAGUGGAUCGAUGCCAAGCUGACGUAAAUGGCCGAGCACAGUUGUUCCAUCCGGAAAGGAACGAAUGCGUUUCAUUGGAUAUGAUUCCUCGAGAACAUGGGGGAUUGAUGCCCGAGUGCGGUACGAAAGUAGACGGGUUUUAUCAGGAUGUGUUUGGGCGAUGUGACCAGUACGUGCGUUGUCAGGGAGGAAAAUAUAUUGGCACGGUGAAAUGUGCGGUUGGAGAGGUGUUCGAUGGCACAAAGGGCGGCUGCGUUCCGCAAGAGAAAGCAUGCGGACCCUGCGGAAGAAAUGACCAUUGCUGAGAAAACUACUUUCACACUUAUCGAAAUAAAAAUGAUGAAAAUGGGCGAAGUGUCGAAUCUCCAAGAUGUAAAAGUCGUGUUAGAGACAGCUUAGUGUUGCUCUGAGUUGAUCUCGCUGUGUUGGCUUUACUACCAACAUUUACCAUUUUAAAACCAACCAACUACUUUUGUGUUGUUAAUUUGCAAUGUUUUGUAUGUUUUUAACAUUUUUUAUCACAUUUAUGAUGUCUUUUGAUUAAGGUUCUAUACUUUGUUAUUUAUUGAUGUUUUAAAAGUAUGCACUUUGCCAGUACAUUGAAUUUGCGUGUGUGUCGUUAGCUCUGUGAUAAAUAUUAUAAAAAAAAUACUGUUAAAAGUAAUAAAACAUAGCAUCACUGUAUUGCAUAUACAGAUCUAUUAUGUUUUUAUUACUAUCAAUGUUGCAAACCCUUAAAUAUUAUGUUUAGCUAACUUAUUUACCAUCAUUGAGUGUUUAUAAACUCAUUAGUUAUUCAAUUGGCAUUACAUAGCUGAAUGAUGUUAUAUAACUUAAGAAAGAGAAAGAACACAAAAGAACACACGACUUUGAGUUGUUAAUCAUUGAUCCGAUGCAGAAUGGUACGAUUAUGUAUUAAUCUUUAUUAUGAUCAUUCAUUUGUAAAUAGAUUUUCAUUAUUUUAUUUAUGAAUUUUGCCUUGUGCAAUUCCUUUGAAAUCCACACAUUUUGUUCAAUAAAAUGCAAAAUAUA
Molecule: messenger RNA, 2035 nt
Organism: Mya arenaria
Lineage: Eukaryota; Metazoa; Mollusca; Bivalvia; Myida; Myidae
Exons: 3
Coding region: 174-713 (179 amino acids)
Cellular component (GO): extracellular region
Molecular function (GO): chitin binding
Source: RefSeq, a predicted model, not a curated record